AUGGCACUCUCGAAAGAAUUCACACAUUCGUUUCUUUUUUUUCUUUCGAUUCAACAUUUUCGUUCUUUUUCUUUUUCCCCAUAUUAUUUCGUCCUUCGGAAAUUUCUUUCUUUCUUUUCUUUUUUCUUUUUUUUAAUUCGUUUUCUUUUUUCUUUCUUUCUUUUCUUUUUUCUUUUUUCUUUCUUUCUUUUUUCUUUCUUUCUUUUUUUAAUAAGCUUUAUUUCUUUCUUAAUUCACUUUCCACUUUUAAAUACGUCUAAGUCUGUUUUCUUUCUUUCUUUUUUUCUUUCUUUCUUUCUUUUGACAAUUAAAAAGCAGAUUAUUCAUGUUUGUUUCAGUGGCCUUUUUAAAAGAAAAUUCAUGUCGUCCCCUUUUGGGGGAUUUGACGCGAUUUUCCGUCCAAUUCUUUCUACCUAUUCUUUCUAUUCAAAUCCUCUCUUCUUUUUUCAUGUUUCAAGUUCUUCAUUCAUUUCUUUUCCAUUAUUCCCAGACCUCAUUCCUCCUCUCAAAAAUCGCGCACAUUUUAUCCCUUCGAAAUCUUUUUGA
Messenger RNA from Acanthosepion pharaonis, 546 nucleotides. The record is from the annotation of a GenBank genome assembly. NCBI's taxonomy places the organism in Eukaryota, Metazoa, Mollusca, Cephalopoda, Sepiida, Sepiidae.